AAAGAAAAGCCACUGAUGAGCUCCGCCAUUAACGAGGUGGAAGAAAAAGCUUUGAAAAUCGCAAUGGGAAACUGUUCUCUCAAAGGAAUGGCGGUGGAUUGCGAGAAGCCCAUCAGAAUCUUAACGGAUUCCGGCCAUAUAAUCAACUUCCACGGCCCUAAACAAGUUCAUCAAAUCCUCAACAACUAUCCUCCCGGUAUCUAUGGCGUUUUCCGGCGACCCAAUCUAUCUUCUCCCUUACCCGUCUCCGAGCCCCUUGACGCCGGAAAAUCCUACUUUCUUCUCCCGCUUUCCCAAUCCACUAACGACGGAGAGUCACCGCUGCCGGUGCCGCCGCCGUCGAAGGAUGUGGGAAGUGAGUCGGGUCUGGAAGUGCUCCCGGCGGGUGGCAACGGCGUUUGGAGGGUGAAAUUGGUGAUCGAUACGAAGCAGUUGGGGGAAAUUUUGGCGGAGGAAGGGAAUACGGAGGCGUUGAUUGAGAGGAUGAGAGCAGCAGCGGCGACGGCGGCGGUGCAAAGUCCACGGCGGGGGAAGAUCGGAGGGUGGAAGCCGAUGUGGGGGAAUUGGUUCAAAUUUUUUCCAAUUGAUGUUGGAAAUAGUAAUAAAGCACAAAUGAAAGUAUUUAAUUAUUGAAAUGGGUGUUCAUAUUCAACAUAAACCCUAAGUAUUUUCUUUCUAAUUUGAUUAUUAGGAGAAAGUUUGUGUAAAAUGUAAUUUUUGAGCUUGUUUGGUUGUAUAUAAGCUUGUAUGUAAGGUGUGAGUUUUUAGGGCUCUCUUAAUAGAGUUAUAAAGUUAUUAUUAUGUUGUGCUCUCAA
Cucumis sativus (cucumber) is the source of this 815-nucleotide messenger RNA. RefSeq lists its product as uncharacterized. The record is from RefSeq and is a predicted model, not a curated record. The coding region runs from base 16 to 633 and encodes 205 amino acids. The transcript has a single exon. Lineage: Eukaryota; Viridiplantae; Streptophyta; Magnoliopsida; Cucurbitales; Cucurbitaceae.